AUGUUGGAGGGAGUGGUUGCUAAUCUACUCAACCGGUUCCUGGGAUACUACGUCAAGAACUUCGACGCGACCCAGCUCAACAUCGGAAUUUGGUCAGGCGAUGUCAAGCUACGGAACCUUGAACUGCGCCGUGAAGCGCUCGAUCAGCUACGCCUCCCUCUGAAUGUCGUCGAAGGCCAUCUCGGACAGCUCACACUAUCCAUUCCAUGGUCAAAUCUACGAGGCAAACCAGUGAAAGUCGAGAUUGAAGAUGUCUUCCUCCUCGCGGCACCCAGAGAAGAUGCGGAUUACGAUCCCGAGGAGGAAGAAAAGAGAGAAAAUGCGCUGAAGAUGGAACGAAUUGAGAGCGCCGAGAUUCUGCGCGAGCGCAAUGCGGAAGGCAUGAGCCAAGAGGAACAGCGCCGGAACCAAAGCUUCACACAGAGCAUGAUCACGGCCGUGGUAGACAACCUGCAGAUCUCUAUCAAGAAUGUGCACUUUCGCUACGAAGACUCUAUCUCAUCACCUGGGCAUCCGUUUGCUGUCGGCGUGACACUGAAGGAAUUGAGUGCUGUCAGCACGGACGGGGAAUGGAAUCCGACUUUUAUUCAGUCUGACUCCAGUGUCACGCAUAAGCUAGCCGUCCUCGGUGCUCUCUCAGUUUAUUGGAAUACAGAUGCCACACUGCUCGGGACCGGGCGAGGCUCCGAUAUAGGCGCAGAGGCCCAGGGAAUCAGCCGUGCUGAGUUGAUGGAAAAACUGAAGACUGCCAUUGAUGCCGACGAAGGAAAUCAAUUUAUGCUACGUCCCGUCAGUGGUCGUGCCGGACUAGAGAUGAACAAGUCAGGCAAAUAUGAUCGGCCUGCAAUCAAAGCACGCCUGCUAUUCGAUGAGCUUGGCUUCGUUCUUGAUGACAAACAAUAUCGCGAUGCGUUGAUGCUGGUCGAUUUGUUCCAUUAUUUCAUCCGACACCAGGAAUAUAAGAAAAUCCAGCCCAAGGCAUCACCAAAAGAAGACCCUGGGGCAUGGAUGAGAUUCGCAGGAGAAGCCGUUCUUAGUAAGAUCCACGAACGCAACAGACGCUGGACCUGGGACUAUAUCAAGGAGCGCAGAGAUGACCGCAUCGCGUACAUUGCCUUGUUCAAGAAAAGAAAGAAGGAAGAAGCCUUCACACCCGAAGAAACCAAGCAAAUGCAGAAGCUGGAAGCAAAACUCAGCUACGAGGAUAUCCGAUUCUGGCGCUCACUUGCGAGAAAUCAACUACGAAAAGAAAACGUUGGGGUGAAGAAGCCUGCAGGACAGCAAUCAUGGUCUGCCUGGCUCUGGGGGGCCAAGAAAGAAGAGUCCGAGGAGACCACCAUGACCGAAGAACAGCGGCAAGAGCUGUAUAACGCCAUUGACUGGGACGAAAAGAAAGCUAUCGCCGAGAGUGUGGAUGUGCCCCGCGAAUGGGUUAAGCUUCAAGUCAAUUGGAGUCUUCGUGCUGGUAGCUUCACCCUGAUCCAGGACCCUCACGGGUCAGCCAAUGAAGUCAUGAAGCUGGUGUUUGACAAUUUCCGAGCCAAAGCACUUCAACGCCAUGAUUCUUAUCUCCUUGACCUUGACCUCGGAGGACUGAAGAUGUAUGAUGGCACCACUGCCGGGACUCUUUAUCCCCAGAUUGUCAAGGUCAAGGAUUCUCCACCUGAACCCAAGAAAAUUCAAGAGCUAGGCGAUGACGACGAUGAUAUUGCUUCCCAAGCUAGCGCAGACGAUCUUCAGGAUGAAGACAGUUUGUUCCACCUGCAGCUGGAAAAGAACCCGCUCGACAGUGAUGCUGAUACAGCGGUGAAGGUCAAGCUGAAGAGUAUUGAGGUAAUUUACAACCCUCGAUUCCUCGUGGGAAUUGUCCAAUUCUUCGAGCCGCCUGAAAGACACAUGGAGUCGAUUGGUGCUCUAUUAGACACCGCAGGUGCCACUGUCGAAGGACUACGCCAGCAAACCCGGGCAGGCCUCGAGUUUGCCUUGCAAGAGCACAAGAAGGUUGACGCUCAGUUUGAUAUUCACGCACCCUUGAUCAUUGUCCCAGAAAGUAUCACACAGCCAAGUUCACUUUGCUUGAUUAUCGACGCCGGUCAUGCCAGUGUCAACAGCGAGUUAGUCGACCGCCAAGCGAUGCGGGAUCUUCAGUCCAAGCAGAAGCAACAGUAUGAAGAGGACGAUUACAAGAAACUCGAGCAUCUGCUGUACGAUCGCUUCCUCAUCAAACUGGACUCCACACAAGUCCUCAUAGGGCCUGGAAUUGAAGCAACCAAAGCGCAGCUUAACACCAAUGUCAAGUCUAGGAAUUUCCACAUAAUUGACCGCAUCAAUGUCGACUUUGCCCUGGAGAUGUGUAUCGUACCGAAAGUGACACAGCUUACCCGAACACGCAUCUCAGGGCAUCUGCCAGAGCUUCAUGCGUCAAUAUCAGACACUAAAUACAAGGGUCUCAUGAAAUUGAUUGAUAUUGCAAUCCCGCAAUUCGAUGCAGAAAAGUCUGCCUCUGAUCCAGUUACCGCAGCAAUAGCCAAGGAAGAAGCAGCCAUAGCCACACGAGCUAGAUCAUCAUCCUUCCAACCAUCAGCCCAGCGUGACCUUCCUGUUGUGGAUGAUGACGAGGAGGAGGACGUCGAAGCAGAAAACGAGCAGGCGAAGAAAGCCGUGGAUACACCGACUAAUAUCCACCGCCGAGACUUCGAGUUCAAAUUCACUGUGGGCCGUCUUCGUGGCUCACUCUUCCGUGCUGACCCCCAUGACCCGCAGCGGGAUCAGUUGCUAGUUGAACUGGUUGCUGAAGGAUUUGAGCUGGACUUCUAUAUGCGUCCCUAUGACAUGGUCGCCGAGGUCGUUCUGAAAUCUUUGAGCGUGGAUGAUUACAUUGAGGAGAAUCCGGUUCCUGAAUUCAAAAGAAUUAUCUCUUCUAAAGGCUUUGAUGCCGACGAAGACAAGGACCUGUUCCAGCUGAAGAUGGUGCGGGUCAAACCUGAGUCUCCCGAGUUUGACUCAACGUAUGAAGGGGUUGCCAUGAACCUUGACAUAUCGGUCUCGACUAUCAAUCUUGUCGUGACCAGGAAAACACUUCUCACGCUUCUAGACUUCAUCCUUCUCACAUUCACAGAUCCUCAACAACCGUCUGAACCCAACCCAGAAACAGACAAGACCAUUGAAGGAACACCCAAUGUAGACGAAAAGCCCGAGCAAGCUGGGAAGCUUCGUAUCAGGGCUAAUCUCAAAAGUAUUGCUCUCAUCCUUAAUAAUGAUGGAGUUCGCUUGGCAACCUUGAGUUUGAACACUGCCGACGUCGGUAUCUUCCUCGUGGGCAGCUCAAUGCUCAUUCAGUCUCGGAUAGGCAGCCUGAGUUUGGUUGACGAUGUCAACCUAGGUGCCGCGGAGGACUCUGAUAUUCGGCGUCUUCUAACGAUAGAAGGAGAUAACUUCGCAGACUUCAAGUACGAGACCUUUGACCCCGAGAGCGACACCUACCCUGGCUAUGAUUCCGAGGUCUAUCUACGGUCUGGUUCAAUCAAGAUCAAUUUCCUGGAAGAGCCCUACCGGAAGAUUAUCAACUUCCUCGUCAAGUUUGGCAAGAUGCAAGCCAUUUUCAAUGCAGCCCGCCAAGCCGCUGCCAGUCAGGCUAACCAACUUCAGGAGAAUGCCUCCCGUGUGCGGCUUGAUAUUAUUGUGAAGACACCAAUUGUAGUUUUCCCUCGUGCCAUGAAGGAUGGUCGCCCUCGAGACACAAUCACUGCUCACCUCGGUGAAAUCUAUGCCAAGAAUGAAUUUGUCCCCAUGGAAGAAGGGAAAGAUAGCCCUGCUGUCAAUGUCAUCUCCACUGGUGUCCGCAAUAUUCGCCUUACCUCGAAAUUCCAUUUCGAAGAUGGCACAGCCGAGGAGCUGGAGAUGAUUCAGAAGGUGAACUUGGAGUUUAGCAUUUGCUAUCUGGAGCACCAAGCAAACAACCCACGCCCAGACAUGGAAAUCGAGGGUUCUUUGUCUCCCAUCAACCUUCGUAUCUCCCAAAACCAGCUCAAAUUCUUGCUGGAGCUGUCAAACUCGAUACCGGGUGCAUUUGCCACAGAUGCCGAACAGCAAGAGCUUGAGGCCAUGGAGUCUUUGCCGCCGUCGGUGACUGAACCUACAAGGGAUGCUACUUCAAAGGCCGUACAGGCACAAAAUGGCCCGGGAGGAGCACCCGCUGAUGACAUCGAAAAUAAAGAGACUUGGGUACGACUUGACAUGAUCUUCAAGGUCGACAGUGUCGGCUUGGAACUUAUCCUAGCAAAUGACGAUCAGCCCAUCGGUCACCUGGAAGACUCGAGUCUGUCCAAGUUUUCUCUGAAUGACACUCGAGUCAAGUUGCGCAUGUUAACUGAUGGCUCAUUGGAGUCAGAGCUUCUCAUUCAUUCCUUCUCAAUCCGCGAUAGUCGCAAACAGGACUCGAACAAGUUCAGAAACAUCAUGUCUUUGAUCAACAACGAUGUCCAGCAGCAGUUCAUGGCUAGCGUCUCUAUGUCUGGGGGCCCAGAGAAGCAUCUCGUUGCUAUGUUGACUAUUGACAGCCCUCGUAUCAUUUUUGCUUUGGAUUAUCUGUCUGCUUUGCAGUCAUUCAGCCAGUCUGCAUUUGCCUCUGAAGAACCAGUAGAGGUGGUGGAGGAUGAGAGCGACUCGCCCGAGGAGUCUGAAUCAGGGUCUGAUACUGCUGCAACUCCUGACAAGGCUAUAACCGAAGCUUCUUCGGGCGAUGCCACAGGAGCGGCCAUGACCGUAUCAUUCCGGGUAAACCUUGUCGACGCCCAAGUGAUCAUGGUGGCCAACCCUGCCAUUCCUCACUCCGAAGCUAUCGUCCUUGGUACCAAGGAAGUGCUUAUCUCUCACCAAAAUGUGUCGACUCUCCAGAUCCAAAAAGUGGGCAUGUUCCUGUGCCGCAUGGAUAAGUUUGAGACGUCUCGACUCCGCAUUCUGGAUGAUUUCACACUUGAAAUGUCCAUCGAUAACCGAGCGCAAGAAAAGGGAUCUGCUCUGACCUCCAUCGAGGUGCAUCUUGAACCUCUGGUCCUUCGCUUAUCUCUGCGUGAUAUUCUUAUGGCAAUCCAGAUUGUCAACAAAGCCUCUGAGAUGAGGGCUCAGACUUCCCAGCCGGUUGAGGGCGGAGACGCGAAGAAAAUCACGGAUGCUAAAACAACCAGAGGGCGUUCGACCAGCAAGGCGUCCUCUACCAUUGCUAAGAGAGCUCGUCGCCUGAGUCAAGGCGUUGCAAACCUGGAUAAGGCAAUUACGCCACAAAGUUCUGUUCUUCUAAAGCGCGAAGAGAUUUCUGCCAAGAUCGACGGAGUUAGAGUUAUUCUUAUUGGCGACCUACACGAUCUACCUUUGCUCGAUUGGAGCGUCAAGAAAUUUAACGUCGAUGUGCGCGACUGGUCAUCAACGCUGAAUGCCGAUACAACUUUUGAAACGUUCUUAAAUGUGUACAACUUCUCGAAGUCGGCCUGGGAGCCGCUGAUCGAGCCCUGGCAGUUGGGAUUCCAUCUGGCGAAGGAGGUCAACCCAGAUAUCUUCUCUUUCGAUGUGUAUUCGCACAAGACAAUGGAACUUACUGUAACAUCCGCCACGAUUGCACUCGCAUCCAAAUCUUUCCAGUUCCUCUCUACACACGAGGAUGUUCUUUCCAAGCCAAGAGGCGCUGAUGCUCCAUACAGGAUCCGUAACUAUACUGGAUUUGACCUGAGAGUUUGGGCCGAUGUCAGCGCAGGAGAAGAAGGCCCAGCGGCAAAACUUCAUGAUGGCGAAGAAUCACCAUGGCGAUUCGAAGAUUCCACCGCUGUCCGUGAGACAUUGACACCAGAAGGCCACGGCGGAGUGGUUGGUGUCAAAUUGGAAGGCAGUGGCUUUGAUAGUAUCAGCCGCAUUCCUGUCGUACGCGAAGGCGAGACUAUCUACGCUCUGAAGCCGAAGCAAGAAAAUGUUCUUCACCGGCUACUUGUGGAAGUCAAGCUGGGACCCGACAAUGUUAAGUACAUCACAUUCCGCUCGCCACUUCUUAUCGAGAACAACACUCAAAUUCCCGUGGAAAUGGGCAUUUUCAGCCCCGGAGAAGGCCACUUAUUGAAGAUCGAGAAGAUUUUGCCUGGUGAUGCAAGACCGGCACCUGUCGGAUCAGCAUAUCUCCAUUCUGUUGUUGUUCGUCCCGACCAGGGCUUCGGAUAUGACUGGUCAGGUGAGCGACUGUUCUGGAAGGACCUCAUUAGGCGACCCACACGCACUGUCAAGUGCGUCAGCGAAAGCGGAGGGCAAUCUCCUCCGUUCUAUUUCCAAGUCAAUGCAACGUAUGACAGCAAAGAUUCUUUGACGAGCGUGUAUCCAUACAUGAGAAUCCGGAUAUUUGCUCCCGUCGAGAUUCAGAACCUCUUGCCCUAUGACUUCAAGUACCGCAUCUAUGACAAGAAUACCAAGAAGGAUUGGACGAACUUCCUGAGGAAGGGGGGGCAUACGGUCUUCCGGCAGAGUGAGUUCGCUAUCGUUAAUGGCAAUGCUCAAGACUACCGCAGAGAGCAUACUUUGUCUCUUAAGGAUGAGCGAGGUCUUCAACUGAAGUUACAGCUUCAUUACUUUAACAUUCCCAACAGCGGUGGUGCUUUCAAGGUUUCUGUGUACAGCCCUUACCUUAUCUUGAACAAGACUGGUCUUCCCAUGGACAUUCAGAGCAAAGCAUUCCUUCAGUCUGCGAGAAAUGCUGCUGGUCAAGGACUCAGAGCUGAUCCAAGAGAUGAGGGCCGUGCACUCCCAUAUAUGUACUCUUAUGCCACUGAGGAUCAGCGAAACCGAUCUAUCUUAAAGGUCAGCGAUUCUGCAUGGAGCAAGCCGCAGAGUUUUGAGGCUAUUGGUAGUACAUUUGAGGUUAUCUUCCCUGAUCGCCAGGGUAGAUCUGAGUUCCACUCCGGAGUGUCUGUUGCCGAAGGCGAGGGCAAGUACAAGUUGACCAAGGUGGUCACUCUUGCUCCACGCUUCAUCUUAAAGAGCAAGCUCAAUGAAGAUCUUCUGGUGCGCGAGCCAGGCUCAUCCAACGUACUCCAGGUUCAAAACGGACAGUUGGUACCACUUCAUUUCCUUCGUCAAGUGCAAGAAAAGCAGCUGUGCCUCUGCUUCCCCGGUGUCAACAACCAGUGGUCUUCUCCUUUCAACAUCGCAGAUGUUGGAACUGUGCACGUUAAAUUGGCCAAGGCCAACCAGCGGCAGAAGCUGAUCAAGGUUGAUAUUAUCUUGGAAGGAGCAACUCUUUUCUUGCACUUCAGCAUCGAGUCUCGCAACUGGCCGUUUUCCAUGCGUAACGAAAGCGAUAUGGAGUUCAUUUUCUACCAAGCCAAUCCAAAUGUGGAAGAUGAUGAUGAAGACGACCAGACUAGCGGCUGGAGGCCAAUCCGGUAUCGGAUUCCCCCGCGGAGUAUCAUGCCGUAUGCAUGGGACUACCCAGCGACGAAGAAUAAGUCGCUCGUGUUGACAUGCCAGGGCAAAGAGCGCCAUAUCAAGCUUGCUGAGAUAGGUAACCUGAUCCCAAUGCGGAUUCCACCUUCGCAGCCUGGCGGAUUCCAGAAGAUUAUUGACAUCAGCAUUGCUGCUGAUGGUCCCACUCAGACCCUCGUGCUGUCCAACUUCAAACCGUCAAAGAGCAUGUACAAGCAACAAAGAGGACAACCUUCCCAGACCGGCACGAACACUGGGUUCGAGGUCAAGGAAAUGCACUCGGACGUCAACUUCAAGGCCCAACUUCGCCUGGGCGGCAUUGGAAUCUCAUUGAUCAACCAGAACCUGAAAGAGCUGUUGUAUCUCACAUUCCGUGAGAUUGAGAUCAAGUUUAGGGAGUCGAGAUUGUACCAGACUCUGAACACUACAAUCAAGUGGAUCCAGAUCGAUAAUCAACUCUAUGGUGGAAUUUUCCCCAUCUUGCUUUACCCUAGCGUUGUUCCGAAGACUGGCAAGGAGAUGGAAGCACACCCGAUUUUCCAUGCAAUGGUUACACGGGUUAAGGACGACUCAUAUGGUGUUCUCUAUAUCAAGUACGCGACAUUACUAUUGCAGCAAAUGACACUCGAACUGGAUGAGGACUUUGUCUUUGCCAUGCUCGACUUUGUCAAGAUUCCGGGUGCUUCGUGGACAGAGGAACAAGAAGGCAAACUGUGUGAUGAAGACCUCAACAUUCCCGAGCCGCAACAGGCAGACAAUGGUCAGGAUGUAUAUUUCGAGCUCCUUCACCUCCAGCCCAUGCAGGUGGAUAUCUCUUUCAUGCGUACCGAGCACGUCAAUGUGGAAGAUGCUAUGCAACCCUCUAACCCGUUGAUGUUCUUUGUCAACGUCAUGACAAUGUCAAUGGGUAAUGUUAAUGAUGCGCCUGUCCGACUCAACGCUCUGAUGCUCGAGAAUGCGCGUGUCUCUUUCCCCAGCCUCGUCGGCAAUAUCCGUGCACACUACACUCAAGAAUUCUUGCGCCAGAUCCAUAUCAUUCUUGGUUCGGCCGACUUCUUGGGUAACCCUGUCGGUUUGUUCAACAAUGUCAGCUCUGGUGUGGCCGCCAUCUUCUAUGAGCCAUAUCAAGGCCUGGUCAUGACUGACCGUCCCCAAGAGCUUGGUAUGGGUAUCGCAAAAGGCGCUACAAGUUUUGUCAAGAAAUCCGUCUUUGGGUUUUCGGACAGUAUGGCCAAGCUCACUGGAAGUAUGUCGAAGGGUCUCGCCGCUGCUACUCUUGAUAAGGAAUUCCAAACCCAGCGCCGGAUGUCCAAGGUGCGCAACCGUCCCAAGCACGCGCUGUAUGGAAUCACGGCUGGUGGCAAUGCAUUUGCAACUAGUCUAGCAAGCGGCAUCGGUGGAUUGGCACGCCAUCCACUUCAAGGUGCCGAGAAAGAAGGUAUCCAAGGAUUCUUCAAGGGUGUUGGAAAGGGUGUUCUUGGAUUGGCCACCAAGCCAGCAAUUGGUGCAUUCGAUCUUGCCUCCAAUCUGGCAGAAGGCGUUCGCAACACCACUACCGUUUUCGAUGCCGAAGGUCUCGACCGCGUUCGCCUCACCCGCUUCAUUGGUACCGACGGUAUUGUGCGCCCAUACUCGCAACGUGAAGCUCUCGGCCAGUUCUGGCUGAAGACCACAGACGACGGCAAAUACUUCAACGAGGACUACAUUGCCCACCUAGAACUUCCUGGUCGAGAUAUGCUAGUCUUGUUGACGUACGCACGCAUCACGCUAGUGCGCACGAAGAAGUUGUACACUGAAUGGGAUAUCCGUCUCACGGAUAUCCAGACCAUCUCCAAGGAGCGCACGGGAAUGAGCAUCACGCUCAAGGGUGGUGCCAACGGACCUUUCAUUCCCGUACAAGACGAAAGCUCACGGAACUGGCUGUAUAGACAGAUUGCUGUUGCGGUCAAUGCUUUCAACGAGAAGUAUAAUGCCAGGGGAUAG
This is a messenger RNA of Penicillium coprophilum, 9441 nucleotides long. Its product is annotated as membrane morphogenesis protein VPS13. The transcript has 4 exons. The coding region runs from base 1 to 9441 and encodes 3146 amino acids. Gene Ontology annotation, cellular component: extrinsic component of membrane. Gene Ontology annotation, biological process: late endosome to vacuole transport; protein targeting to vacuole; mitochondrion organization. Lineage: Eukaryota; Fungi; Ascomycota; Eurotiomycetes; Eurotiales; Aspergillaceae. The record is from RefSeq and is a predicted model, not a curated record.